AUGAACCAGCUGGUACUUCUUGACAAAUGGAGCACAAUUUUCAUGUUUACAGAAAGUUUCGCGUGCUUACUAGGAAUUGUCUUGAAUGGAAUCGUGAUCUUUACUUUUGGUAAAAAUACCAAUCGUAAAAUUUCAGCCCCAAGUUAUUUCAUUUUAAGUAUGGCGGUGUGUGAUUUCCUCUCAUGUGCGUUGGCUGUACCCCUUGCAAUCGCGCGGCACUUCCAGGGAGACUGGCCACUCGGUAAAACUGGCUGCAAGGUCCAUGCCUUCAUGAUUUUUCUUCUCGCUCUCGUCUCAAUCACUCACUUGGCGAUAAUUUCAUUGGGAAAGUACUUAACAAUCACCAAGUCUCUUUCAAAGGAUUCAUAUUUCAACAAGAGAAACGUAUUAUUGCUAAUUGUGGGUUGGUGGAUUUACUCUCUUAUGUUCAGUGUGCCACCCUUGUUAGGAUGGUCCUCAUAUGGUUUAGAGGGGAUCAAUGUGACAUGUUCAGUUCAGUGGGAGUCAUCUGCUUUUAGUGAUCGGGCAUAUUUUGGAGUUGUUAUCGUAUCCUGCUUCUUUCUGCCCUUAUUCGUGAUCGUAUCAUGCUACUACAAGAUCCAUCGAGUAUCUAGACUAAUUGUUGUAAACACCUCACGAAGGGGGGGAAUAACAAUAACUGCUUCUCGAGCUCUCAUGAAAAGACAUCGCAAAUCUGCCAUGUACUUUCUUGCCAUCGUAGCCGCAUUUUUGAUCCCAUGGUUGCCUUACGCCACGGUUGCAUUUCUUUUGGCUAUUGGUCAAAAAAUUAACCCCAUAGCUACGAGUGCCUGUAGCGUGUUUGCCAAAAUAUCGUUCUUCCUUAAUCCAAUGCUUUACGGAAUUUUGCACAGUAAAUUCCGCCGACGUUUUAUUCAUCUGGUUCCUCUGAUUAGGAGGAAUCGGAGUGUUAAACCAUGGUCAGUGGUAUUAACCCCGGUAUCGCAGACCUUGGCUCUCUAA
Pocillopora damicornis (cauliflower coral) is the source of this 981-nucleotide messenger RNA. Its product is annotated as melanopsin-B. Gene Ontology annotation, cellular component: membrane. Lineage: Eukaryota; Metazoa; Cnidaria; Anthozoa; Scleractinia; Pocilloporidae. Gene Ontology annotation, biological process: G protein-coupled receptor signaling pathway. The record is from RefSeq and is a predicted model, not a curated record. Gene Ontology annotation, molecular function: G protein-coupled receptor activity.